AUGACCAGGGGGAGAGGCUCUCCGACGAUGACGACUAAGACCAUCCAUGGGAACUCGCAAUUCCAGAAGCCCCGUUCUCUACGCUGGACGUGGGAGUCACCCAGUGGAGGGUACCGUAAUGAAAUAGACCACAUCAUCGUCAAGAAAAGGUUCUACCUGACGGACGUCGCUGUUGUACCAAAGUUCUAUACGGGAUCGGACCAUCGCCUCCUCCGAGGAGGAUUUUCCUUUACUAGGAGAGCAGAGAAAGCCGCCAAGUUCAGAGAGAGAAAUCCUAGGACUAUCAUCAACUGGGAUGUCUUCGCUACGCUAGCCGGCUUUUGGGAAGAUUCCGCACUGGACAACAUCGACGAGGAAUAUGACCGGUUUGUUGAACACCUUCACGACUGCGCGAAGAAGGCUGAGAGUUUCAAUACUACCAAAAGACGCCUGUCUCUUCAAUCUCUUGAGCUGAUACGCCAGCGUGGAGCAGCACGAGCUGCAGGGAACCAGGAACUCACGUCCGAGCUUGCUGGGCUUUGCAAAGAGGCCAUAAAGGAAGACCUUAGAGGGAGAGAAGAGCAGAAGUGCUGGCUGAAGCUGCAGAGGCGGGAAAAAGCAUCCGCUACGCUACUCUAA
Necator americanus (New World hookworm) is the source of this 618-nucleotide messenger RNA. RefSeq lists its product as uncharacterized. NCBI's taxonomy places the organism in Eukaryota, Metazoa, Nematoda, Chromadorea, Rhabditida, Ancylostomatidae. The transcript has a single exon. The record is from RefSeq and is a predicted model, not a curated record. The coding region runs from base 1 to 618 and encodes 205 amino acids.